ACCACAAUUGUGAUCAUCUUUCUUCUACUCCACCAGCUACCAUGCUGACACCGUUCCAACUCUCCAACCAUGGACUGGCUACCCUCAUCUUAAUUGUUGUCACUUUGGCUUCCUCGUUCUGUUACUUCUUUGGUUUUCACCGUCGGAGGGACGUCGCCGGAAAGAACGUUCCCCCGGGAUCGUUUGGCUUCCCGGUGAUAGGCGAGUCAUGGAGCUUUGUCAAGGCUCUGAGGGAGAACAAGGGCAGUGAGUGGAUACAGAGGAGGGUGGCGAAGCACGGCCGUGUCUUCAAGACCUCCCUCAUGGGCUCCCCUACCGUGGUUAUCACUGGCCAAGCCGGCAACAAGUUUGUGUUCGGUUGCGGCAGUGAGUUCCUCAGCAUGAAACAGCCGCCUUCAAUCGCAAGAGUCACUGGGAAGCAGAAUUUCGUUGAGCUCACAGGGAUGAGGUAUAAAAGGAUGAAGGGUGCAUUAAUGAGCUUCCUCAGACCAGAAAAUCUUCAAGACUACAUUGGGCAUAUGGAUGCUUUAGUUAAACACCUGCUGCUUGGUGCAACAAAAGGGAAAAACACCAUUUUAGCAGUACCGUUUAUGAGAAAGCUCACGUUUAAGGUAACAUGCAGCCUCCUAUUUGGAUUGCACCAUGAGUCCACAAAUGAAGCUUUGUUUGAGGACUUCUCCAAAGCCUUCAAAGGUUUGUGGGCUUUUCCUCUCAAUCUCCCGGGGACAACCUAUCACCAAGCUUUGCAGGGAAGAUCUCGAAUUGUCGAGUGCAUGUUGCCCGUCCUGCAGAGAAGAAAGGAGCAAAUUACAGAGGGAAUUGUGAGUCCCAAAGAUGACAUAAUUUCUUCCUUGCUCACAUCAAGGGAUGAGAACAACGAGCCAUUUGGUGAUGAGGCCGUAAUAGAUACCUUCAUAGCAUUAUUAAUCGCAAGUCAUGAUACAACAGCAAUCCUUUUGAGUUUGAUGGUCUGGAAGUUGGCUAGAGACCCUAAGAUCUAUGACAAGGUUUUGGAAGAGCAAAUGGGCAUCAUAAGGGAGAGAGAGGAUGAAACACAAGGGAAGCUCUCAUGGAGUGAAGUCCAAAAGAUGAGAUACACAUGGAGAGUUGCACAGGAGCUAAUGAGGAUGAUUCCCCCUGUGUUUGGCAACUUCAGAAAAACCCUCAAAGACAUCAGCUUUGAAGGCUAUGAUAUCCCCCAGGGAUGGCAGGUAUUCUGGGAAGCUAGUGGAACCCACAUGAACAAGGAUAUCUUCGAAGAUCCUACGAAUUUUGAUCCGUCUCGUUUUGAUAAUCCAUCAAAACCAAUUCCACCAUUUGCUUACAUUCCCUUUGGAGCAGGACAUCGCAAGUGUAUAGGCAACGAGUUUGCUAGAAUUGAAGCUCUAGGUAUAAUGCACCACUUAGUCACAAACUUUGAGUGGUCUCAGCUAAUCCCUGAGGAGUCAAUCACAUGCCAACCGAUGCCAUAUCCAUCCAAGGGUCUUCCCAUCAAGCUCAAGCCAAGAACUUUCAGAACUGUUUGAUUCGCUGAAAACUUGAGUUCAUCUUACUCAAGAUUGGAUGCUACCUUUUUAUUUAAAGAUGAUCUUUAUAGAAGGUGUUCCAUGGGCAUGCAAUUCCAGUAUUACAUGCACUAAUAUGUACGGUUUGCGAUAUAAAUCAGUAUUCUGUGAUUAAGGAUUGUCA
Messenger RNA from Phoenix dactylifera (date palm), 1689 nucleotides. RefSeq names its product taxane 13-alpha-hydroxylase-like. The record is from RefSeq and is a predicted model, not a curated record. Gene Ontology annotation, biological process: sterol metabolic process. Lineage: Eukaryota; Viridiplantae; Streptophyta; Magnoliopsida; Arecales; Arecaceae. Gene Ontology annotation, molecular function: monooxygenase activity; iron ion binding; oxidoreductase activity, acting on paired donors, with incorporation or reduction of molecular oxygen.